Molecule: messenger RNA, 1803 nt
Organism: Eimeria maxima
Lineage: Eukaryota; Apicomplexa; Conoidasida; Eucoccidiorida; Eimeriidae
Exons: 6
Source: RefSeq, a predicted model, not a curated record
AUGGAAGGCGACUGGCGCGAGGUCCAGAAGCGGCUUCUGAUUGAAGAAAGCGAUGCCUGGUUUGACCGCCAUGGCAUGCGGGUGCAGCUUCUGCGGCUGCCCCUCUCGCUGCCCCCAAACUGCAACAAUUGGGCAGAUGUAGCGGCGCAGCUGCAGCAGCAUCCUCUCCACUUGAAGCUCCUAAACCACCAGCGACUCCUUGCGAGAAGAAUAAAGGCUAACUGGAGCUUCUCAGCAUCCGUACGGAACUGCCCCAGUGAUCCGCGCAACCGCCACUUGCCCUUCAGGCUGCAGCCGCUGCCGCGUGCUGUUGCUGCUGAGUUGCCGCAGCUGAGUCGUGAGUUGUUGUGCGAAGACUUCGAUGGUUUGCUGCUGACAGUUCACAGCAAGCAGGUCCGCCCUAAGCCUCCUUCUUCGGCAAAGAACGCGGUGCCGAACACUGUGGGCCUGUCGAAGGUGUUUGGCGGCUGUCUAAUCGAAUCUCUUGCCUCCAAUGAGCGGCAGCUGCGCGCCUUAUGGGUAAACCAUCGGCUGUCAGCCCGAAGCACGCGGCUGCUGCUGCAGGUAAUGCUGCCUCGUGCUGUUGUGGAGGCGUUUGCGCUGGAAGCGUUCACGUAUGUUCCUUCGCCGCUGCAGCAGCAACAGCCGCAGCAGCAGCAGCAGCAGCAGCAGCAAACAAGGGUCCAAAGCUUCAAAUCCGUUUUCAUAGACAGAAGAGACCUCGACCUGUGGCCUAGGCAGUGUUGGAUGCUCCUGCCAGCCAUCAAGAACGUACGAAAUGGCAUUCUAAUGCACCAGCAGCAGCAGCAGCAGCAGCACGGAGCAGAGUUUUCUCCCGCGUUAUUCGGGUGGCCGCUGCACUACGACAUAAAGGGGAAAGCUGCUGCAGUUCAUCUGGAUGCUGGGGUUAGCGAAAGUCUGACUUGUAGCUGUCAGCUGUCGCGAACUUGCCUCCGCCCGAGCGAACAAGCCACUGUGGAUCGCUUUCUGAUGGUGACAGAGCCUCUCUUGCAUUUGCUGCUGCCUCCUCGCUCUGAGCGGCGCAGCCUGAAGAUUGACGGGCACCCGCUGUUUUGCCGGCAGGGCCAGAGUCCUUGCAGUUCGUCUGCUCCAGCAAAGAAGAGACCGGGACGAAAGCGAAAGCGCAGUCCUCAAGAGUCUCUUCAAGGAGAUCCUUUGGUCGGAGAAAGAAAGGGAUGGAGAGAAUUCAUAGGCAGCGAUCGAGACGAAGAGCUCGCCAGAGAGGCCGCCUGCCUGCUGACAGGAUGUGCUUACUCUCCGCCGCCUUCUCUCUUCAGCAAAGAAGAUGAAUGGUGCGGGCUAACUCCAGAAGAUGUUCUGCAUUUGGUUUCGGACUGCGAGCUGGAGGAGUCCGCAGAUGACUCGCCGGGUGCGCGGUCACCCGCCGGCCUACAGACCAAAUCAUCGGCGGCAGGCCGGCAGACCAAGCAGGGGGCUGCUUCACGCCAGUCGACACAGAAGCCGAGCACUGGGGGAUCGUCAGCUGUCAAGACACCCCAACGUCCCCCCGCUCACUCGAGCCGACCCGCUGGCCGCAGCCGCUCCACUGCAGGGUCACCCACGACCGAUGACGCUUCUCCUAGACGGGGAGGGUUUCUUCCGGAGGGCUCUCUACAAGCCCAGGCUUCCUCACAUUCUCAGCAGAGCCCUACCGACUGCGGUGUUCGAGGCAGUCAGGGCUCGAGAAAAUCAGUUGCACAGGAGAGUCUCCUUAAGGAACCGGCGAAGGGGUCGCUGGUUGCUGGACCUGGUUUGAAUGAGGAAGGGGAGGUCGGGGGCGGC